UCCGAGGUCCCGCUUGUACUCAGCCAGCCAGCAGCGGCGGAGGUCGGGCCGGAGUGCGAUCGCUGUCCGGAGCGCAUAGAUGUGCAGAACCCCUGGAAUAACCGAGUGCUGGAGAGGCCGGAACCGAGCACCGUGGAGCACCGCGUUCUAGCCGCCGAAAGGGAACGAGCCACGGCCACAGCAUGGCGGUGGAAGAGGAAGGUCUCCGGGUUUUCCAGAGCGUUAAAAUAAAAAUAGGAGAAGCAAAAAACCUCCCUCCUUACCCGGGGCCCAACAGGAUGAGGGACUGCUACUGCACCGUCAACCUGGACCAAGAGGAGGUGUUCAGGACCAAGAUUGUGGAGAAGUCACUCUGUCCGUUCUACGGGGAGGAUUUCUACUGUGAGAUCCCACGAAGCUUCAGACACCUCUCCUUCUACAUCUUCGACAGGGACGUGUUCAGGAGGGACUCCAGCAUCGGCAAGGUUGCAGUGAAGAAAGAGGACCUGCAGAAAUAUCACGGCAAAGACACCUGGUUCCAGCUACAACCUGUCAGCGCUGACUCAGAGGUGCAGGGAAAAGUGCACCUGGAGCUACGUCUGAGUGAAGUCAUCACCGACAGCGGAGUCAUCAGCCAUAAACUAGCCACACGAGUGUUGGAGUGCCAAGGUCUUCCAAUAGUCAAUGGCCAAUGUGAUCCCUACGCUGCUGUUUCCUUACUCGGACCCUCAAGGUCAGAUGCCAAAAAGACCAAGGUGAAGAGGAAAACCAACAAUCCACAGUAUGACGAGGUUUUCUAUUUUGAGGUAACACGACCAUUAAGUUACACGAAGCGACAUUUUGAUGUCGAAGAAGAGGACGUUGACAAACUGGCCCUGAGGGUGGAUCUGUGGAACGCCAGCAACCUGAAGUUCGGGGAUGAGUUCCUGGGAGGCGUGCGGGUUCCUCUGCGAGUCCUGGGUCAGGUCGGGGUUCAUGACGCAUGGUACUUUCUCCAGCCGAGGGAGAACGGAGGGAAGACAGUGAAGGUGGAGGAGCUCGGCUCUCUGCGUCUGAACAUCGUUUACACCGAGGACCACGUCUUCCCGUCUGAACAUUACACUCCUCUCAGAGAUCUGCUGCUGUACUCUGCUAUGGUCCAGCCCGUGUCAGCGUCCACCGCUCACACUCUGGGGGAGGUGUGUCGAGAAAAGCAAGAAGCCGCCAUCCCCCUCGUGCGUCUCUUUCUUCAUUACGGCAAGAUCGUGCCUUUCAUCAGCGCCAUCGCUCACGCUGAAGUCAACCGGACACAGGAUCCAAACACCAUUUUCCGGGGAAACUCGCUGACUUCUAAGUGCAUCGAUGAGACCAUGAAGCUGGCAGGAAUGCACUAUCUGCAGGUCACACUUAAACCCAUCAUAGAUGAGAUCUGCGCUGAACACAAACCCUGUGAAAUCGACCCGGUGAAGCUCAAAGAGUCGGAGAACCUGGACACCAACAGGGAAAACCUUCGUCAGUAUGUCGACCGCAUCUUCAACGUCAUCACCACCUCUGGCGUUCGCUGUCCCACCGUCAUGUGCGACAUCUUCUUCUCUCUGAGAGAGUCCGCUGCCACUCGUUUCCAAGUCGACCAGGAUGUACGAUACACAGCAGUGAGCAGUUUCAUUUUCCUGCGUUUCUUUGCUCCAGCCAUCCUCUCCCCCAACUUGUUCCAUCUACGGCCGCACCAUCCAGAUACCUCCACCUCACGAACCCUGACCCUCAUCUCCAAGACGAUCCAGACCCUGGGAAGUCUCGCAAAGUCUAAAUCUGCCAACUUCAAAGAGUCUUACAUGGCUGCGUUUUACGACUACUUCAACGAGCAGAAAUAUGCGGACUCUGUGAAGAAUUUCCUGGACCUGAUCUCCACCUCUGGCAAAUGGGAUCAGAAGAGCAUUGAAACACCCAUCAUGCUCAAAGAGGGAUUUAUGAUAAAGCGAGCACAGGGGAGAAACAGGUUUGGGAUGAAGAACUUCAAAAAGAGAUGGUUUCGCCUCACGAACCACGAGUUCACCUACCACAAGACGAAAGGUGAGUGCGCUCUGUGCAGCAUUCCCAUAGAAAACAUCCUGGCGGUAGAGCGGCUGGAGGAGGAGUCUUUCAAAAUGAAAAAUAUGUUCCAGGUCAUUCAGCCAGAGCGAGCCCUCUACAUCCAGGCCAACAACUGUGUGGAGGCGCGCGACUGGAUCGACAUCCUGACUAAAGUCAGCCAGUGCAACCGCAAGCGCCUGAGCACCUACCAUCCCUCAGCCUACCUCAACGGCCACUGGCUCUGCUGCAAGGUCUCAGCGGACACAGCCCCGGGAUGUACGCCAUGCACCGGCGGCCUCCCGGCAAACAUUCAGCUGGACGUGGACGGAGACAGAGAGACUGAGAGGAUUUACUCCCUGUUCAGCACGUACAUGACCAAACUGAUCAAGAUGCAAGAGGCCUGUGGCAGCAAGUCAGUGUACGACGGGCCCGAACAGGAGGAGUACUCCAGCUUUGUCAUCGACUGCCCGCAGGAGACAUACAAAACCCUGAAGCUGAUCGUCUCAGCCGUGCAGACUUUGGAGCAGCAGCACACCAAGUACAAACGGGACAAGUUCAAGAAGACAAAGAUCGGCAGCCAAGAGCACCCGAUUGGAGACAAGAGUUUUCAGUGCUACAUCCGCCAGCAGUCUGAGAGCUCCACCUACUCCAUCUAGCCAUGAUGCCAAGAACCAGCAUAUUUUUCACUUCUGCAAAAAAAAAAAUCCAUCUGAACACUGCUCUGGGUCUAGCAUUGAGUUUUAAAUCUUUAUGUUUUACUAAAGAAGAAGGUGAGAUCAUUUAUCUCAUAUUGUUAUCCGUAAAUUAAUAUUUCUCUCUUUUUUUUAAAUGACGUUUCCAGAAGUAGACAAUGAGCGGGAUCGGAGACUUUGAGAAAAUAAGAGUUUUAAAACCCACUGGCAGACUGAAUGAGCUGUGUAGAUGGAAACAAAAUUCUGCAGGACCUCGUGGUGCAUCACACCAGGUUCGGAGAAACAGACCUCAGAUCAGUAAGGACAGAAAGAGAGGAACAGGCGUGGAUGCGUCUGACGAAGAUAAUCACACCACGAGUCUGUUUGAGUCUCCUUUCCCUGAUGUGACGAGAGAACAAACAAACGUUUUCACUGGACAGUUCUGACAGUGAGCGACACGCACUUUAAUCGUCUCCAGAUCUGUGGAUGAACAAGCCUCGCAGCACACUUUCAAUUUUAUCUGUUUGAUUUGUUUUUAAAGUUUGUUUGAAAUGUUCCGUUGUAUUUCACGUCUGACAGACCAAACUCUAGAAGGAAAGGACCGUGUUUUGAACCCUCUGUGGGUUUUUUGUUGUUGUUUUCGUUAUGUUUUGUCCCCAACCUCCUCAGGAAGGCUGCGAAGGUCGAGAGAACACAAGAAGGGAUUAUCAGAACCAAGCACGGCCCGAAAACAGCUUGACGUUUGCCAUGAGAAAAUCACUCCACGGGCAGUUUUACCCCCCAUUUAAAAAAAAAAAACCCUUAUCAUCAACGUUCUAACGGGUGCACAGGUUGAAGAGUUCACGUUUGGAGUCUUGUUCUGUUGUGGUUACACUCUUAGUUGUGCCCUGUGUAACCAGUACCUGGCUUAAACAAAUAGCUUGUAUAUUUAAGUUAAAGUUUUUUAUUUCUGCCUACACGGAGUCUGACAAACUCACAGAUGUCUUUUUCUAUCUCUGUAUGCUGAUUGAAGCGUGUUAAGAAGUCUGCGAAUGUUAAGGUGCAACUUCUCUUUUGAGUAAAGAUAGAUAUCGUGGAUGGAAGAUGAUUUCAUCUCCAUCUUUGAAUGAAGACAUUAGAUCAUAUCCAAGUUCAAAAAAGAUUUUAAAGUGUUUUGGGCCACUCCCACAGUUUGUGAAUUUGUGGCACAACUUUAUUUAGGAAAAUGUACCAUGUAACCAGAAUUUAAACUGAAAUAACAAUGUGUUCAUAAUAUACACCCAUUGGCUCUAUAUAUUCAUGUUGCAUACAACAGCUCUACAGCUAAUUCUGCCCUUAGAAUUUAUAUAUUGUUCCUGUUUCUGUCAGGAAUCUAUAAAUUCAACUAGAAUUACACAGGUAAAGUGCAAAUCUCUGCCAAGGCCAAACAAUCCCCUUUAUGAAACCACAUUUUAAUUGACGAGAUCCAGAUUUAUUUAUUUUUUGGGAUCUGCCCCAAAUUGCAUACACU
Pleuronectes platessa (European plaice) is the source of this 4188-nucleotide messenger RNA. RefSeq names its product RAS p21 protein activator 3 (gene rasa3). The transcript has 24 exons. The coding region runs from base 183 to 2684 and encodes 833 amino acids. Lineage: Eukaryota; Metazoa; Chordata; Actinopteri; Pleuronectiformes; Pleuronectidae. Gene Ontology annotation, molecular function: GTPase activator activity. The record is from RefSeq and is a predicted model, not a curated record. Gene Ontology annotation, biological process: intracellular signal transduction; regulation of GTPase activity; negative regulation of Ras protein signal transduction.